This is a messenger RNA of Trypanosoma theileri, 1671 nucleotides long. RefSeq lists its product as uncharacterized. The transcript has a single exon. Bases 1 to 1671 code for a protein of 556 amino acids. The record is from RefSeq and is a predicted model, not a curated record. NCBI's taxonomy places the organism in Eukaryota, Euglenozoa, Kinetoplastea, Trypanosomatida, Trypanosomatidae.
AUGCUUUCUUCAAGUCGACUUUUUUCACGUGCGGGUGCUGCUGAGCCCAUUGUGCCAUACCGAAAGGGGAGUUACCAUAUUGUUCCAAAGAAACAUACAGUGGGAAGACGCAUUGCCGUACGCAACUAUCUUGAUCGUAAUCGAACUGAACUUUCGGACCGAACAUAUAUGCCACAAAAGGUGUGGUUUGAAUCAUAUGCACCAAAACAAUUUGAGCGUGAUCAUGAACGACUCAGUCAUAAUUUUUACAACAUUGAAACUAAACUUAUUUGGACUGCAUUUGAUACUCCAGAAUUAAUUGGUAUUCUAUUACAUGAUGAGACACUUAAAGGUGCUACACACCUCUACAGCGCUGAAUUUCUUGAUGCUGCAAUACAUUGGACUCGUGAAUGUCGAUAUUGGCGUUGUAUUGGUAUUACUAAACCCUUUUAUGAUAAACAUACAUUACGAGCUCACUGUUGGCAUGAUAAGGGUAUGCAAGUAGGUACACUUGUUCUCUCACAGGCUAUGCGACAUGCACUUAUGGAUUUAGAACGAGCUGUACGACGUAAAGAACUGGGACUGCAACCGAACUACUUAUGGGACCGUUGGGGACCUAUUGGUUUUAUUGACGGUGCGCAAGCGGAUUACCUCCCACGUUUCGCUCAUAAUCCUUACAUUGAUCCUGAUGGUGUGGAAGUGACGGAACUUGAUGUAGCACCUUUUAACACACAUGAACAAAUUAGGGAACGUUAUGCUGAGUUUAUUGAGCCUGAUCUUCGACCGUUUGAAGGAGUCUUCCGGGCUCCAUCGCAUGGGGGUCUCACACUUGAUGACAUGCCGAAUCAAGAGGUAGUAGAAUUAUACCGGGAAUUAAAAGCGAAGAGUGGAAGUCCUGUAGUUCUCGCUGGUGGGGCAGAAAUUCCACCUGCGGAUAUGCGGGCACUUUUCUACCUUACUGUGGAUGCGGACCUUCUGCGUGUGGCGCGUGGACUUGACACGUGGUCUGCGGUGCGUGAGAUGCUGCAGCCGGUGCAGGAAGAACAUGAUGAGAAGGUGGAGGCACUGCGUCUGCUGGAGAACUUGCGGUACGAUGCGGGUCGCGUACGUUCCUUCCUGGAGGAGAAGUGCGGGUUUGCCGACUUUUCCCGCACGCCUGACGUGGUGCUGACGGCGGCGGUUCUUUGUGCGUUGAAGGAGUUGCGGCGGGUGGCGUGUGAGACGCCGUGGGGUCCUGCUGCCAUUUCCAUGAAGGGAGAAGGACUGUGGAGAAGAGAAAAGAAAGGAGGAGAAGAGAUGGAAACGGGAAAAAAUAAUAAAGAAGAAAAAGUAGGGGAGUUGGCAAUAGAAGUGACUCGAUGUGUGGAGGGGGCGCUGCGGGAUAAACGCCGCCGGUUGUGGGCUACUCGUUUCGCCGCCGACGCCCGCGAGGAGUCGACGCUCGAUUUUCUUCUGGAGAACUUCGGCCGCCGCGCAGAGCCCGCACGCAACGCCGGCACCACCGGCACGGAGUUCGAUCGCGAACAGGAGCCCAUCGGCCGACAGGUGCAGCGCCGCGUUGUGGAUGCCGAUAAGGCGCAGAAACUCGCAGAGGCGCGACAGCAGAAGGGAAGAAUGUGGUCCAAGAAGAAGAGUGUCUUUGAUUCACUCCAUCAGAAACAAACACAGAACGUCACCUAUGGUGUGCGAUAG